ACGUCAGCUUCCAUUUAGCAAAAUAUUUAAAUUUUUUAACGGCUAUUUUGUUUUGUUUACAUUGUGAGGACGGCGAAAACGACGUGCUGCGCACAGCAUGUUUCUCAGGAGGAGUGUCAGCACGAUUACGCAACGUCUUUAAGCUUCAGGAACCGUUUGACAAACAUCUUAUGUGUUUUUUGUCUUUGUUGUACGGCAAUUCUGCUUUUAACGUCUGUAGGGGCGUUGAAUAUUUGAAUCUAUUCUAACGACCGUUCAACGGCAUGUCCUGGUUUGCGAUGGACAAGUAAACAAGCGGUGUCUAUUAAAAACACACGGUCGACGAGUCGAACAAGAGCAACACUGAGGCCAUUGAUUUCCUUGGGAUGUUCCCGAUAAUGUCCCUCCAGAGAAUUCGAGGAUUGAGGGUGUUGAAGUUCCUUUGGUUGGAUAGUUGGAUUCAAAGGAACGUCCCUCCAUUGACACCACUCUGCACCAAAGCAAAUAAUGCCAAGAAGCCUGUCAGAUAUACAAGUAUAAAGAAAGCAAAACCAAAAACUAUAACUGAUAUUGCCAAAUUACUGCAGCAGAAGGCCAAGGAGACCAAAGAGAGGAAACAAUCCGUGAUCACUGCUUAUGCAUUGAAAGCUGCUACUAGUCCAACCAAACCAGCUACACCAAGUAAACUGAAUGACCAGAGUGAUGCCAAAGAAACUAUUUCCAAUGCAAAAGUUCAAACUUCUACCAGCACCCUUCCAGCAAAAGAUGCUGUUUACAGUUAUUCAGCACCUGACACUGCCAUAGUUGAUUCUGUGGAUUUUGCAUAUUCAAAAGAUGUUGACCAAAUAGCCACGGAAGGUCUGCAUAAGACGUACACUGAAAUUAUGAAUGCAAAAGAUGCAGCACUCCAAGCUGUUGAGUCAGCUGUAGAAUCGCCCACUGUUAAAGCUCCACAAGAAACUUUAACUAGAAAUAUCAGUCAAGUUUUUGAGCUGUCUUCAACAGACCCUUCAGAAUUCAUUCCAUCUUCUGUGGAUGUUGCUUCUGCCUCUGAAAAACAUACAGCAGAAACUGAUGAAACGGUUUACAUGCCUGAUGUUAUGGUGACUUCCAAAGUUAUAGCAACUCCUGAAGUUUCAUAUGCGCAUGAGAACCUUCAUCUACAGGAGACUUUUGAUGUUUCAGAAGUGCUUGCAGUGACCAAUGCAUCACAGCCUCAGUCCACUCAAACUCAAGGCUUUCUAGCUCCCACUUGGUCUUCAAAUGUCAAAACAGACAAACCAUCUUCUAGCCAGAAGAUCAUCACUCAGACAGUUGGGUCUUUUCCAGAUGGCACAGCUGACUCCAUACUAGAUAUUUCCAGUGCUGAAGCUGUGGCAGUUGCCGCUGGUGAAGUUCCAAUCCUUCAAGAAGUCUGUCAUGAAGAAGCCAUUCAAGUCUUUGACCCCAUGCCUGACAUCUCUUCACCUAAAUCAACUGAGGAUCUUCCUGUUGUUGAGACAACAUCUGCUUCUCUAAGUAAAUCUGUAGAUGCCCUGUCAGAAAUGUCUGGUGAUGCUCAAACAUCCAUCAGUCUGAAGGACCCGAUUCUAGCACAAACUGACAGUUUAGAGGAAGUGGAUCAGACAGAGGCAGCUGAAGAGGCACAACUGGAUCCAAUACAGAGACUCUUUCUGGACAAGAUAAGGGAAUACUACACAAAGAGCCAAGCCUCUGCUGGCCUUGUAGAUGCCAGACCAGAAUAUGAGAAAGCUUUUAGUGAAGAGCUAACCAAACUCCAGAGGCUCUACGGGGGUGGAGACUUAACCGAGUUCCCAGAAUUUAAGUUCUCCGAGCCUGUACUGGAUGAAAGCAGCACAAAAUGAAAAGCACACCAUGACUUCAUAGAAGUAAGUCUCAGGGGGCGAGCACUUUUCCCUAUACCGUAAUGUCUCCUCCCACAUCAUAAAUAUUCAUGAGCAAAGUUGCCUGCGUGCCGUUACGCUGUGACGACAUGGAAGAACUGCGGGUCCCGAUUGCUG
Labeo rohita (rohu) is the source of this 2000-nucleotide messenger RNA. RefSeq lists its product as uncharacterized. Gene Ontology annotation, biological process: proton motive force-driven ATP synthesis. The transcript has 8 exons. Lineage: Eukaryota; Metazoa; Chordata; Actinopteri; Cypriniformes; Cyprinidae. Gene Ontology annotation, molecular function: proton transmembrane transporter activity. The record is from RefSeq and is a predicted model, not a curated record. Bases 366 to 1844 code for a protein of 492 amino acids.